AUGCUGAAUCAUGAAGCACGAAAAUACAGUAAUAGCGGAAAUGAAACCAAUGAUGCAACAGAAGACAAUCAUCAACAAGCACAUAACCGAAAAUUAUCUCAAUUAACGGCUACUUCGUCAUCAUCGGGCUCUUCUUCAUCCUUGCCCAACAACAACAACCAUUUCUCAUCCAGUUCCAAAAUCAACCAAAACCACCAUCCCACAACCACCCUCACAUCAUCGUCGGGUUCCUCUUCCAAAAAGAAGCAUGGCCUUUCUGUUGUUGCUGCAGCAGCUCCUACGAGCCAAGGAGGCUCUUCAUCAGCAGCCUCUUCAUCCUUGAUGAAUGUCUAUUCUGUGAUGGACGAUGAAGAAGAAGAGGUUUAUUCACUUCAGGAUGCUGUCGGAAGACCUCAUGAUGACACAACAAUGAAUCAUCAUCGUGUCAAUCAUAGAGAAUUGUUGGAUUCUCCUCCUUUGAAUCAACAACAACCCAAUCAACACCACCGUAAAAGUAACUCCCAAGAACGAAACUAUAUUUCAUCAACUCCUUCUUCAAGAAAUGAUAAUAACAAUGAAAUUCACAUGGAUGAAUUUCACACUACGAAAUCUUCAAGCUUAACUAUUGGAGAGCGAGAAGAUGACAAAUCUCGUUCACAUCAUCAGCAUGGCAUUUCUCCACCUCUUCCUGUGACUCUACAAUCUUCUUAUUUUACCAAUACAGAUCACCAUACUUCUGCACAAUCAACAACAACACAAACCUCUCGCCGAUUGUCAACAAUUGGAUCCAAUGUCAAUGACAUUCCAACAGCAGGGCCUCCCACCUCCCCAACCAUGUUGCGAGUUUAUGAGCAGGAGGAUGAAAAAUUUAAUUAUCAUGCAAUUAAUGCCAUGAGACAGCUCUAUGUCGAGGGAGCCAAAGAAAAAAAAAGCUUUUUCAAAAGUGGGAUGGAAGAUGAAGAGCUGUCUGGUGGAAUUUUAAUGACAGCAAGUAGAUCUGGCCAGGAGUGUCACACUCACUCUGCUUGGAUUGAUCCAUCUGAAUAUGUACAUAAUUUUCACAAAUUGUCCAAAGACGAAAUUGGAAUUAUUGUUUCAUUUAUGCCCAUGCACGACAAUUUAAACUUUGGUUUAACAUCCAAGGAAUAUUAUUACUUGUCAAUACAAGACCGAUUUUGGAAAUGUUAUAUUAUGAAGCUUUCGACGAGAGAGCGAAAGGAAAUGCAAACUGUAUUUUACCAGUUAGAUAUUGACAAUAGUGAAUAUAAUUACAAUUUCAGCGAUGCAGAUAACAUUUAUACACCACUAAAUUCUUUCAAGAAGAAGGGCUCAAGGCAAAAUUCCAAGUCGAACGGGCCAAGACGGGGGUUCUUUGGCAUUUUCUGGAAGAGUAACAAUACCAGUAACAACAAUACUGCUAUUCGAGAUGAUGACAGUCUCAAUGAAGCUGGAGAUUCCCUAACGAUUGAAGAUGAUUUAGCUUUCAGUGAGGAAGAUUUACAUUCCAUUCAAAUUGGCUCCAUUAAUGAUAACGUGACCAAGAUGAUCCACAGUCGCCGUUCGUCGAGCUCAUCAAACAAAUCCUAUGCCAGUGGAGUUUUUUCAAAAAAGAGCGUGGAAAGCUAUGGAUCUACAUCACAAAAGCGCCUACCUCUCAAGCAUCAAUACAUACUCUACAAGCAACACUCAAAAACAGUGAGAAAAAAGGAGAGAGGAAAGAGAGCAGAGGAUCGAAUUGACGAAUUACUCAGUAAGAGAUGUCAACCUUGUCUUUAUUUCCAACUCUGUAUGCUUUCAUUUGUGACUUUAGUUUUCAUCACACUAAGCUUAGUUUUUGGAGGACUCUAUUUUGAUGGAUCUGUGGAGAAAGAACAAGCAGAUACACUGAUUGUGGUGAGUCCUGUGGGAUUCUCCUUUAUAUGGCUCCCCAUAUUUUUUGUGUUUAUCUUAUCUACCUAUUUAUUUCUUGGAUGGAUACCAUACGUAUCCAAUUGCUGCUUAGCUCUUUACCGAAAACACCAAAUUAAGGCCAGUGACGAAAGCAAAAGUUUAUUGCGCCCUAACGAAGAUACUGACUCUGAUGCGGAAACAAGUAUUGCUCUAGUCAUUUUACGACGAUUAUUUUUCUCACCAGAAAUGCAAAACAAUGUGAACGAGCCCAAUUACCAGUUACUAUUAUGUUUACCUUCUCAAUUUAUAUGGUUUUCAGUGUUGAUAUUUUGUGUUGCCUUACAUUUGGUAGCAUUUAAUGGACAAACUACAUGGCGAUUUUUCUUUAUACCUGUAUAUAUAUUUAUAUUUAUUGCUGCUAUGGAUUUUACUUAUCGCUUAUUACGUGUGUGGAAAUUGACAGUACCCAGCAAACGUACAUGGGGAAAAUUAUUAACCAUCAUUUAUCUAGCCAUUAAUAUGUGGAUGAUUUACUUGUCAGGAACAUCCUCACUCUUUUUAUCGAGCUUGAAAAUGGAUAAUUUACCUUUCAUGAAAAUGGUCGAGUGGAGUGUAGUCUUGUCACCCUCUUUUCUAUGUCUUUUACUGCUACAUACCAACAUUUGUCUCAUUCCCUUCUACACGACAAGGAUAUUUUACAAUGGAUUUCAGUCUCAAACAAGAACCAUUCUUGCCAUUCUUUCGCCCUUUCCUCUGACUGUGAUUGUGUUAAGUCCGUUCACUUGUUCUCUCAUUUUACUUGCGUUGAGAUUGGAUUCAUUUGUGACAUUUAGAUAUGUCUUGGUAUUGGCUCCUCUCUAUUGUGGAUUGUCCAUUUACAUGAUCAUUAUUGGGAUUUAUAGCAUUGUGAAAAUUUUCAAAUCUUUUUGUUGUAAAUAA
Molecule: messenger RNA, 2808 nt
Organism: Naegleria lovaniensis
Lineage: Eukaryota; Heterolobosea; Eutetramitea; Acrasida; Naegleriidae
Exons: 1
Coding region: 1-2808 (935 amino acids)
Source: RefSeq, a predicted model, not a curated record